Messenger RNA from Lobosporangium transversale, 898 nucleotides. Its product is annotated as cytochrome b5-like heme/steroid binding domain-containing protein. Lineage: Eukaryota; Fungi; Mortierellomycota; Mortierellomycetes; Mortierellales; Mortierellaceae. Bases 99 to 887 code for a protein of 262 amino acids. The transcript has 4 exons. Gene Ontology annotation, molecular function: heme binding. The record is from RefSeq and is a predicted model, not a curated record.
CUUUUUUUUGAUCAACAUCUCAUUUGCAUUUCAUCCGAUACCGAUACCUUACGAUCUUAUCUAUUCCUUAUACCCAUAUUAUCCUUCAGUAUUUCUGCAUGUCAUUCCUUUUCACCGCCAUCAAGGACUACGUAUACCCUGCAGAGGGCUCGGCCGCUGUCGAGAACACCGGUAGCAAUGAAGCCAAGAAGGAUGGCCAAACCAACACAUUCAACCACCCUUACAGCUCUAAGCAAAGCAACAGCGGCAGAAUCAUUGUCCAACCUCCCACCUCCACUGGCCUCUCAAUCCCUUCUGUCAAUCUAAAUAGCCUACAACCACCCUCUGUACGAGACUCAGACUCGGACUCGGACUCGGAUAAAGAGUCCGAUGUUAAAGUAGUCGUACCCAACCCUGUAGCUCCAACCGGAUCAACACCCACCAUGACACUCUCAACAGCAGAUGCACCAGAGGAAUCAACACCUAGUUUCCCUGCUCUGAAUGGACCUCAACGUCUAGCAGCUUGUUCUACAGAUCCAAAGUCAAAGAGAAGGAUCAAGUUUGCUCUUGCACCAGGGCACUCGCCACUCGAUUGGGCUCGCCUAACGAACUCUGGUACUGAUUUAAGGGGUGUCUCAACUCUAGGACGGUACACUCUUUCAGAUAUCAAAGCCCACAAUAAGCCUGACGACGCUUGGACAGUUCUAAACGGAAAGGUAUAUAACAUCACGCCGUAUCUACCAUUCCAUCCAGGUGGAGAGAAGGAGCUCAUGCGGUGUGCUGGACGAGAUGGAACGCGACUCUUCAAUCUGACGCACAAGUGGGUCAAUUAUGAUUACAUGCUCAAGGAGUGCCAGGUUGGGUUCUUAGUCUCGGAGGCACCUUCUUCAUACCAGCUUUCCGCUUAAGUUAUUCCUCG